CAUACCUCAUACCCAAAACAAAGGGGGGCUUAGGGUUAAUGUAAACAGAGUAGACAAACGACAUGAUAUUGCUGAUGUUGUAGGAAAAUUCAGUGGAGAGCAGAAGGAUUCCCAAUUUAGCCAACAUUUGGCACAAACAAGUAGAACUAGGAUAAAUUCAGACUAACAUUCCCUGUCAAAUGUGACAUCAAACUUUACAGCAGAGAUUGAUGGCGGCCGGAUCGCUGAGGAAGAAAUCCAACAAGCGAUCGAACCUGAAGCAGCCCCACCCCGCCAUGGCCUCUACCUCUCUCUCUCCGUCCUACUACAGAAAAAUCUAUGUAUUCGUUAUGGUUCUUUUAGUUGUCUGCGUUCUCACUCUUCUCAGCAUUUCAUCGAGCAUGUGGAUUGUCUUUGGAUCCAACGCUCUCUCUCACCAAAUUUACUCCGUCCAAGUAGUCAACGAAUUUCCUCACGACCCCACUGCCUUCACUCAGGGGCUUCUGUAUGGUGGAAAUGAUAUCCUAUUUGAGUCAACAGGCCUUAAUGGGCAGUCAUCAGUUCGGAAAGUGGCUCUUCAGACUGGAAAGGUUGAGGCUCUACACAAGAUGGAUUACUCUUAUUUUGGAGAGGGUUUAACUCUUCUAGGUGAUAGGUUGUUUCAAGUAACUUGGUUGGAGAAAACAGGUUUCAUAUAUGACCAAAAUAAUUUAAGCAAAGUUGAGAAAUUUACUCAUCAAAUGCAAGAUGGUUGGGGUCUGGCAACAGAUGGGAAAAUUCUUUUUGGAAGUGAUGGAACUUCAACAUUGUAUCAUAUUGACCCUCGAACAUUUAAAGUCAUUCAAAAACGAACCGUCAAGUAUGAAGAUCAUGAAGUGUACAACCUCAAUGAACUGGAGUAUGUAAAUGGUGAAAUUUGGGCAAAUGUUUGGCAGACUGACUGUAUUGCUAGAAUCUCCCAUGAAGAUGGUGGUGUGCUUGGGUGGAUUCUCCUUCCCAACCUGAGGCAAGGAUUGGGAGCAGCUGGGAACAAUAAUAUUGAUGUUUUGAAUGGCAUAGCGUGGGAUAGAGACAGAAACCGCAUUUUUGUGACAGGAAAAUUGUGGCCAAAGCUUUAUGAGAUCAAGCUGCAGCCAGUGAGGAAACCGUUGCAUGGAAUCAUUGAACAAAUGUGCAUUCGAAGUCCAGUCCACUUUGUGAAACCAUAGAUCAGAUAUGCCCAUCAAAUUGGGGCUGGGUCUCAUAGGAACAUAGAAUAGAAUGGAAAUUUUGUGUUCGACAUGAACUUCAACUUCCAGACCGGAAAUACAGAUCAGUUUGACAGCUGCAAUCUCUUUUUCAUUUAUUUUUCUAGUCUUCAUCAGUGCUGCAUGAACUGUCAAGCUUUCUUUAAGAACAGAAUGUCCUAAUGUACACAAUCAUACAAGAGGUAAAAAAAUAAAAAAUAAAAAGAAAAAAGAAAGUUGAUUGGAAUUGAAUUGUACAAAGUAAAAUGUUGGAACUGGCUUGACUUUUGUAAUUACUGCUCUUUUCUGUCUGUGUGUGUGCGAAUUUUGCCAACUUCUCUCA
This is a messenger RNA of Camellia sinensis, 1548 nucleotides long. RefSeq names its product glutaminyl cyclase (gene QC). The record is from RefSeq and is a predicted model, not a curated record. Gene Ontology annotation, molecular function: glutaminyl-peptide cyclotransferase activity. NCBI's taxonomy places the organism in Eukaryota, Viridiplantae, Streptophyta, Magnoliopsida, Ericales, Theaceae.